Messenger RNA from Brassica oleracea var. oleracea, 759 nucleotides. Its product is annotated as chaperone protein dnaJ 11, chloroplastic-like. The record is from RefSeq and is a predicted model, not a curated record. The coding region runs from base 79 to 561 and encodes 160 amino acids. Lineage: Eukaryota; Viridiplantae; Streptophyta; Magnoliopsida; Brassicales; Brassicaceae. The transcript has a single exon.
CCACUACUUCUUCAGUCUGACUUUCCCUCUCUCCAACAAAAACAGCAAACGCAAAACGCAGCCGUUUCCAUAGCAAAGAUGUUUUCUUCUUCUUCUUCUUUCGCUCAUACAAUCCGCCUCUCUCCCCCUCUCUCCCCCGUAUCUCCGCCAUCUCGCGCAACUCGGAUAUCGCCUCCUCUCGCAUCCGCCUCUUUCUCCUACACCUGCGCGGAGGACUCUCCCAGACUGCAUCAGCUACAGCGGCGUUUGACGACGGCCACCGCUUCGCUCUACGAGAUUCUUGAGGUUCCUCACGGCGCGAGCCCCCAGGACAUCAAAUCGGCUUACCGGCGACUGGCCAGGAUCUGCCAUCCCGACGUGGCGGGACUUGAUCAGACGAACUCUUCUUCUUCGGGGGAUGAGUUCAUGAAGAUCCACGCGGCGUACUGUACGCUUUCUGAUCUUGAGAAACGCUCUGUUUACGAUCGGAGGAUGCUUCGGCGGAGCCGUCCUUUGACCGUCAGUACCUCCGGGAUGGGAAGUUACGUUGGUCGGAACUGGGAAACUGAUCAGUGCUGGUAGCGAGUUGACUCGGUGGCUGAGUUUUAAAUAGGAAGCGAUAAUUAUGGGCUUAACGUUGUAGUUAAUAUUAGUAAUUAGCUUACACGGACGUGGAUUAAUGUGCUAUAACGUUGGUUCCGUGUUACGUAGGAUCUACGUGCUUUUACCUUGUGAAUCCUUAUAUUAGUCAAUGAAAAAUAUAUAACUCAGUUUAAUUUC